AUGACCAACACGGUCGCCGCGACGCUCGCGCUCAUUGCGCUCGUCGUCGGUCCCGCGCGUGCUGUUCAGCCGCAACGGAUGAUUAUGCACGAAGGGCUGCUGCUGGGCAAGCUGAGCGCCCUGCCACCAUGGCUGUCGGCGCUCGGCGUCUCCCUGGUCGGUCACGAAAAGGCGCAGCACAUGGUGCGGAGCAUGUCAAAGGUGACGGCCAUCAGCACGCUGGGCGUCACGGUGAACGUGACGGCUCUUGCCAAGGACGACACCAUCGGGCGCCUCCAGAAAGAGUUUGCAAACCGCCGUGACGCUUGGGGACGCGAUUGUGGGGAAUGUGACGACUAUGGACUUCGCCAUCUCACCUCGCCCAUGCCUCUCAUCCUUGACGUCGGCGGAAACAUUGGCUUCAUCUCCUCUCUCAUCGCACGUGUGCACCCCCAGUCGCAAGUCAUCGCCUUCGAGCCCUCACCAGUCACCUACUUCAUCCUCCGCAUCAACUUCUGGCUCAACGGCGUCCAUGUGCUAACAACGGAAGAGCUCCAGGGGCGCCCGAAGAUCGGAGGCGUAUACCCAGUCUUUGGCGGGUUGGGAGCCAGUCGGGCGCCGUUCGAGUGGCUCGAGGUGGCAGGCAAUGCGCUCGCUCAGAGCCAGAACGUGAACAUCAGCUUCGGCAAGUCAGGCGAGAGCGACGCCAAGGGCGCCUUCAUGCCGCGGUGCUGGUUCAGCGUGGACCAGCAGACAGGCAUCCUCCUCGAUGGGAAUCACGUUCUCAAUGUGCUUUUCAAUGGGGCAUUCUGGUCGCGGCUUCUGACCGCUCUGGACGCGGCGAACCUCUUCGCCACCUCCAUGGAGAAGAUCGGCGUGCUACACCAGCGGCUCCCCGAUCUACCCAUCAUAAUCACCGCAGGGGUGGAACCCAUCAUAAUCACCGCAGGGUGGAACCCAUCAUAUUGCGAGUAG
This is a messenger RNA of Emiliania huxleyi CCMP1516, 954 nucleotides long. RefSeq lists its product as hypothetical. Lineage: Eukaryota; Haptophyta; Isochrysidales; Noelaerhabdaceae. The coding region runs from base 1 to 954 and encodes 317 amino acids. The transcript has 3 exons. The record is from RefSeq and is a predicted model, not a curated record.